UGCAAGAGAAAAAUAUUGUAUGUGCUUGGAAUUUUUACUUUUGGUAUACAAUCCGUUCUGGAUGUGGCUUCCUGUGAUUGCUGCAUCUCAAAGGCCAAAAUGUCAGAAACUAAACAAGUUGGUUCGGAUGGGAUGGUUCUCUCAGAUGCUCCAAGACAAAAGUAUGGGCUUAUUUUGCCAAAGAAAACACAGCACUUGCACCCCGUUUUGCAAAAACCAUCAGUAUUUGGGAAUGAUUCUGAUGAUGAUGAGACCUCCGUGAGUGAAACCCUUCAGAGGGAAGCUGCUAAAAAGCAAGCAAUGAAACAGACCAAACUGGAAAUCCAGAAGGCCCUUGCAGAAGAUUCCACUGUAUAUGAAUAUGACAGUAUUUAUGAUGAAAUGCAGAAAAAAAAGGAAGAAAGUAAUCCCAAAUUGCUUUUGGGAAAAGACCGAAAGCCCAAGUAUAUUCACAACUUACUAAAAGCAGUUGAGAUCAGAAAAAAGGAACAAGAAAAAAGAAUGGAAAAGAAAAUACAGAGAGAACGAGAAAUGGAAAAGGGAGAGUUUGAUGAUAAAGAAGCAUUUGUGACAUCUGCUUAUAAGAAAAAACUGCAAGAGAGAGCUGAAGAGGAGGAAAGAGAAAAGAGGGCUGCUGCACUUGAAGCACGUUUGGAUGUAACCAAGCAGAAAGACCUCAGUGGAUUUUAUAGGCAUCUAUUAAAUCAAGCAGUUGGUGAAGAGGAAGUACCUACAUGCAGCUUUCGUGAAGCUAGGUCUGGGAUAAAGGAAGAGAAGUCAAGGGGUUAUUCUGAUGAAGUAAGUUCAGAGAACAGAAUACCACUUGAAAAAUGCAUUCUCCAAACUGUUGUGAAAGUAGAGGAAAACCCAGAUGCAGAUAGUGACUUCGAUAAUGACAGCGAGGACAAUGAAAUGGAAAGAAGUAAUAAAGUGAAGUGCAGAAGGGAAAAGAACAUAGAGACCUCUGAGAAUGACUCCAGGCAUCACAAGAAUCACACUCAUUCACGGUCAUCUAGCGAAGAAAGAGAACAUGAUACCAAAAGCCACACAAAAAGUUCCAAGUCAAGGGGACAUGAGAAAAGGGAAGAUAAGCACCAAGAGAGACAAUCCAGGGACCAAGAGAACUACUACACUGACCGUGAUUACCGAAAAGAAAAGAAAGAUUCCCAUAGGCACAGAGAGGCGGGUCAUAGAGAUGCCCAUUGGAAGAGACAUGAACAAGAAGAUAAACUGAGGGGAAGAGACCAAAGAGAAAGAAAUGACAGAGAAUGGAAAAGGGAGAAAGACAGAGAGAGAUAUCCCACAAGAGAACAAGAAAGAGAUAGGCAACGAAAUGAUCAUGACCAACACAGUGAGAAAGGAGGAGAGAAGGAAGAGAAAAGCAAAGAAAAGGAAGAACAUAUGAAAGCAAGGAAAGAAAGAUAUGAAAACAGAGAUAGAGAAAAACGAGAAGCAGGUGUUCACUCUUCAGAAAGGAAGCGAGACAGAAAGGAAAGCAGCCCGAAAUCUAGAGCAAAAGAUAAGUUUCCUGACCAGGAAAGAUCCAAUAAAAUGAGAAACAUGGAAAAGGACAAAGAGACAAACUCAGAGAAACUCUCUAGUUGUGAAACAUCAGUGGGAACAAAACACAGAGUCACAGAGGAAUGCCAAGAUACUGGCAAAGAACAAGAGAGACUGCAUGAGACACUGAGCAAGUUUGCAAAACGGAGCAAUGAAGAAACUGUAAUGUCAGCUAGAGACAGGUACUUGGCCAGGCAGAUGGCACGGGUUAAUGCAAAGACAUACAUUGAGAAAGAAGAAGAUUGACUUCCUGGAACAUGCUGUGUGGACACAUAAAGGAGUGUGUUAGAAGUGGUAAACUAUAUUUUCAAGGUUCAUUUUUGGUUUAGGGUUAAGUCAAAAGUCACUCCUUUUAUUUCAGAUAUUUGACUAAACUGAUAUAUAAUACUAAUCAGUAUCACAUUCUUGGUUGUAUUCAAGCAACCUAAAGAGUCCUAAAUCCUAGGAGGUACUUUAUGAGGAAAAUUAGCUCCACUAUAACCAUUAAAAAAUAAUUUAAAUAACUUUCCUAAUGGUAGUUUUGUUGCAGGACCUAUUUGUUUUAUAAAUACUGUUUCAGAUAAAAGUAAGUGGAUUUGAAUGUACAGAAUAUCAUUAUACUUUAUGUUUUGAAAUUUGUAUUAGUAUGAAAUAUGGAUAGAUAUACAUGUUGUCUAACUUUAGCUCAGGCAUACUUGGCUUAAAUGAAAAUAAAAAUAGUGAUAUGUUUGAACUUUUAGUUCAUGGUCU
Artibeus jamaicensis (Jamaican fruit-eating bat) is the source of this 2289-nucleotide messenger RNA. RefSeq names its product nuclear speckle splicing regulatory protein 1 (gene NSRP1). The coding region runs from base 100 to 1806 and encodes 568 amino acids. The record is from RefSeq and is a predicted model, not a curated record. Gene Ontology annotation, biological process: regulation of alternative mRNA splicing, via spliceosome. The transcript is spliced from 7 exons. Lineage: Eukaryota; Metazoa; Chordata; Mammalia; Chiroptera; Phyllostomidae.